This is a messenger RNA of Heterotrigona itama, 546 nucleotides long. Lineage: Eukaryota; Metazoa; Arthropoda; Insecta; Hymenoptera; Apidae. The record is from the annotation of a GenBank genome assembly.
AUGAUCGUUCACACCGCCGAUUCGCCGUUCCAGUGUGACCUUUGUCCCGCCAAGUUUAAGAGGUCCUCCGUGUUAAAGACGCACAAGCUGACGCACACCGGUGUCAGAAGGUUCGAGUGCGACAUCUGCAAGCACCGGUUCCAUCUCAAGGGCGCUUUGAAGCACCACAUUUUGUCGCACUACGGAGUGAGGCCGUACAAGUGCGAGGACUGCGGGAAAUGUUACAGACGAUCGUGGGGCCUGAAAGUGCACAGAUAUCGUCACACGGGGGUGAAACGAUUCGAGUGCGACCUCUGCAAAUCACGGUUCAGCGUGAAAACGAAACUGGCCAAGCACAUUUACGGCCACAUCGGCGAGAAACCGUACAAGUGCGAUUUCUGCGGUCGUCAGUAUGGAGAACGAUACCAACUGAAGGCACACAAAUGCGGAAAUCCGCCAAGGAUGAAGACUAGUGGCUCAUCGUACUUAGACUCGGUCACUCAGGUCGUGUUCUUUCGUCCCAAAUCGGCGAACAGUCCCUUUGAUUUGAAUCCUAAGAUACGAUGA